Molecule: messenger RNA, 2617 nt
Organism: Gadus chalcogrammus (walleye pollock)
Lineage: Eukaryota; Metazoa; Chordata; Actinopteri; Gadiformes; Gadidae
Gene: kcnj13
Product: potassium inwardly rectifying channel subfamily J member 13
Exons: 3
Coding region: 113-1204 (363 amino acids)
Biological process (GO): regulation of monoatomic ion transmembrane transport; potassium ion import across plasma membrane
Cellular component (GO): plasma membrane
Molecular function (GO): inward rectifier potassium channel activity
Source: RefSeq, a predicted model, not a curated record
CUCGGAUUCAAACCAAGGCCCAGGUGAUACAGGCGGUGUCGUCUGCCACCCGUAAAUUGUGGACGAUUCACAACCGUCCCCGUCGACUUGCCCUCCCUGAGAACCAAUCACCAUGACGACCAAAUCCCACAACAACGACCUAGGCGGCAAGGCCUCCUCCUCCCCCCUCCUCUCCUCUCCCGCCCGCCAGCGCCUGGUGACCAAGGACGGGCACUGCACCCUGGGCGCACCGCCCCCGCCCCCAGGCCUGUGGCCCUGGGCGCCGGGCCGCGCCUGGCUGCUUACCUUCCAGGACCUGUGGGGGGCGGUGGUUGGUCUUCGCUGGCGCUGGGUGCUGCUGGCCUUCUGCGCCUCCUUCGUAGCCCACUGGCUGCUGUUCGCCUGCCUGUGGUACCUGCUAGCGCACCUCAACGGGGACCUGGCCGUGCUGGACCACGACGCGCCGCCACUCGGACACGUGGUGUGCGUCAAGCACAUCACCAGCUUCACCGCCGCCUUCUCCUUCUCCCUGGAGACCCAGCUGACCAUCGGCUACGGCACCAUGUUCCCCAGCGGAGACUGCCCCAGCGCCAUCGCCCUGCUGGCGGUGCAGAUGCUACUGGGGCUCAUGCUGGAGGCCUUCAUCACAGGGGCGUUCGUGGCCAAGAUCGCCCGUCCCCAGAAGCGAGCCGGAGCCAUCCAGUUCAGCCCUCAGGCCGUCGUGGGCCAGCACCAGGGCCAAACGUGCCUCAUGCUGCGGGCCACCAACGUGCUCCAGCGCCCCCUGGUGGACGUGAAGGUGAGCGCCGUGCUCUACGAGGAAUGCGAGGGUCAGACGCUGCACCAGACCUCUCUGGACUUCCAGCUGGACCACCUGGGCACGAGGUCCUGCCCCUUCUUCAUCUUCCCCCUCACUUUCUUCCACCUACUGGACCGCCGCAGCCCCUUGCACCCGGCACUCUGCGAGGGGAGCUCCACCCACUUUGAGCUGGUGGUCUUCCUAUCCGCGUCCCAGGAGGGCACAGGGGACACCUGUCAGAAGAGGACCUCCUACCUCCGCCAAGAGAUCAAGUUCGACCGGCGCUUUCUCCCGGCCAUGGGCCUGGACGCCCUGGGUCGGUACAAGGUGAAUGGCCAGCAGUUUGACACGACCCACUCCAGGGAACCUUUGGCAAAGGACUGUGUGGUGCAGAUCAACGGAGACGGGAGCGACCGGAUGGAGUGAGGAGGAAGAGGAAGAAGAAGGACCGUCGUUAGGUGAGGUGAUCUCCAAGGAAUAGUGUUUCUCAGCAGCGGUUCACACACACUUUUUUACGUCCCAAAGGCCGACCCGUUUGUAGAUGAAAAUGAAGCAUCCACCCCCCUGCUAAAGAUGGUGUAUAAACAGUUAUUAUUUGAAAAUGAAAGAUUAACUGUUAAAUUGUAGCUGUACCUCUGAAAAUGUACAAGACCUCUUUAAAUAUACACACCGAUAGUUUGGCAAAAGAUUUCAUGAUUUUCAUUCAUUAUUUUAAUUUGUUAAUUCAUUGGAGGGUUGAAUCAUCACCAGAUAUUAGAUAUAAAUUUUAUUUUAGUUGAACAACAAUUCAUAUUGAUCUUCAGCAGGUGCACAUGAAGAUUAGGUGGUCAGGGCCUCAUUUUACGGCUCAUCCGGCCAGUGUCUAUUGCACAACCGUCAAAACGACUGGUCUAGAGGAACACAGAGAUAUAUGCAGGGAGAGACUGUUAGUGAACAUCCAUGAGGGUAACAUGUGAAGAAAGAUGUACUUCCAUUUAUAGGAGCAAAAUUUGGCAGGUCUUAAAAGUGUGAAAAAUGUAAUCUAUUGGAAUGACAGAAUGUGCUGAGGUCUUCGUCAUUCGAAUCAAUGGGCAUUCACCACUGCAUAAAGACAAUGUAUAUCAUUGACAUUCAUAGUGUUAGAGAAGUGCUUGGUUAGACAUGGAUCUGAGAUGCCAUCCAACAGGAUUAGACAGUAUGCAAUUUAACUGUCAAUAUUAAGCGGCUGGGGUUAUCCAAUGGGAGUGUUUAGAACACAAAUAUACAUGCAUAAAUGUCCCUUAGAUUGGGGAUAUUUAACUUUAGACUGACAGAAAGCACUUAAGCAAAAUAAAUCACAUUAUGCCUGAAUAGUGAUAUAUACAUUAAUAAUUAAUUGAUUUGUAUUGAUUAGUAGAUUAUGCUUUAAUAAAAAAAACACAAACAUACAAAAAAAAUUAUUCACUUCAGAAGAUCAGUAAAUUAUGUACACCAAAUUUUUGAUAUACUCUUUCAGCUUGUAUUUCGAAAUGUCUAGACUUAGCACUUUGGGACAGAGUAGUUGAAACUUAUGUUUGUUUGGAGGAUAUGAGUUGGGAGUUACCAUCUGAACUUAAUUGACAUGGUGAGUGAAAUCACUGUGUUAUCUACAGUAUAUGGCUUUAAAAAAUCAUGUGAAGUAACAGAAGAAACACAAGAGGAGAAAGGUUCAAUAAAAGUUGAUUGUGAGGGAUGAGAUCUAAAUGUAUCACACAUACUUCAGUGCCUUGUACAGUGUACAUUACAUUAAAAUAAAUAUUUUCUAAACAAACCUACAACCGCCUCCUGUUCUGUUCUUCUCUUAGACCUGUUUUUCACAACUACAACAAGAGUCAGCUGUAA